This is a messenger RNA of Lepus europaeus (European hare), 936 nucleotides long. Its product is annotated as olfactory receptor 4C15-like. Lineage: Eukaryota; Metazoa; Chordata; Mammalia; Lagomorpha; Leporidae. The coding region runs from base 1 to 936 and encodes 311 amino acids. The record is from RefSeq and is a predicted model, not a curated record. Gene Ontology annotation, biological process: G protein-coupled receptor signaling pathway. Gene Ontology annotation, molecular function: olfactory receptor activity; G protein-coupled receptor activity. Gene Ontology annotation, cellular component: membrane. The transcript has a single exon.
AUGCAGAACCAAAGCUUUGUAACUGAAUUUGUCCUACUGGGGCUUUCACAGAAUCCAAAAGUUCAGAAAAUAGUAUUUGUUGUAUUGUUAUUUGUAUACCUAGCAGCUGUUGGGAGCAACUUGCUAAUUCUAGUGACCAUCCUCUGUAGCCCUGUCCUGCUGGGCUCCCCCAUGUAUUUCUUCUUGGCUUUCCUGUCUUUCCUGGAUGCCUGCUUCUCCUCCGUCAUCACCCCGAAGUUGAUUGUGGAUUCCCUCAAUGAGAGGAAAACCAUCUCCUUUGAAGGUUGCAUGACCCAGAUCUUUGCUGAACAUUUCCUGGCUGGUGCAGAAGUGAUCGUCCUCACGGUCAUGGCCUAUGACCGCUAUGUGGCCAUUUGCAAGCCUCUGCACUACUCUUCUAUCAUGAACUGGAGGCUCUGUGGGAUCCUGGUGGGGGUGGCCUGGGCAGGUGGUUUCUUGCAUUCCAUCAUCCAAAUGAUUUUUACUUUCCAGCUUCCCUUUUGUGGCCCUAAUGUCAUUGAUCACAUCAUGUGUGACUUGUACCCAUUGCUGAAGCUGGCCUGCACUGAUACUCACCUCUUUAGAAUUGUGGUGAUUGCAAACAGUGGGCUGAUCUGUAUUGUCAUCUUCUCUUUGUUGCUUGUCUCCUACAGUGUUAUCUUACUCUCUCUGAGAACAUAUAGUGCUGAAGGGAGGGGAAAAGCUCUCUCUACCUGUGGGUCUCACAUUACUGUUGUGAUUUUGUUCUUUGCCCCAUGCAUUUUUAUGUACGUAAGACCUCCAUCUGCUUUCGCCUCUGAUAAGGUAGUGGCAAUAUUUUGCACUGUUCUAACUCCCUUGCUCAAUCCUUUGAUUUACACUUGCAGGAAUAAAGACAUGAAAAAUGCCAUGAAAAAAUUGUGGAAACAGUUGGUGUUGGUUUCUAAUAAAAAUUAA